This is a messenger RNA of Thelazia callipaeda (thelaziosis nematode), 714 nucleotides long. NCBI's taxonomy places the organism in Eukaryota, Metazoa, Nematoda, Chromadorea, Rhabditida, Thelaziidae. The record is from the annotation of a GenBank genome assembly.
AUGAGCAGUCAACUUUUUUCAGAAAAUUUUGGCGUACUGUGGGUGAAUUCACCACCAGAAAACUUAUCUCAAAAAUUAACAAAACGUUUGUGGAAUGAAGGUGUGUUUCGCGCGUGUACUGAUGGUGCUGCAAAUUUUAUUAUGCCUCUAGUUCAAAACGAGCAUUACUUGACUCCGAAUUUAAUUUCGGGGGAUUUUGAUUCUAUCACUACGAAGGCAAGAAAUUUUUUUGACUCGCAAGCUGAGUUUGUAGAGACAUCUGAUCCAGAUUAUACGGAUAUGACGAAGUCGCUAAAAAUUAUUGCAGGGCGAAUUAAUAACAAAAAGCUGGAUAUGUCAAAACUGAUUAUUUUGGGUGGUUUGUGUGGUCGUUUUGAUCAUGUUCUCUCAUCUCUACAUUCCUUACUACAAUUCAGCGCCUGCGAUGCCAUGAUUAUUGACGGUUACAACCUACUUACCAUCCUACCGAAGGGAUCUACUCACUUGAAUUUGACAGGAAGAAAUGCGUUCUCUACUGGGAUGUGUGGUGUAAUUCCCUUUGUUCAAGAAAAAACCAUGGCCUCAACUGUAGGUCUUAAAUGGAAUCUACACAACACGGAGCUUGCUUUUGGUAAACUUAUUAGUUCAUCAAAUGAAGUUGUAUGUGACAGAAUAACUAUAACUACAACGGCUCCAGUAGUCUUUACAGCAGAAUUGAAACAAGGCGUGAUGUAA